Molecule: messenger RNA, 806 nt
Organism: Conger conger (European conger)
Lineage: Eukaryota; Metazoa; Chordata; Actinopteri; Anguilliformes; Congridae
Product: alpha-endosulfine-like
Exons: 3
Coding region: 102-440 (112 amino acids)
Cellular component (GO): cytoplasm
Molecular function (GO): protein phosphatase inhibitor activity
Source: RefSeq, a predicted model, not a curated record
AGAUAUUAUAGAGGCGAACUGGGCGCAGGAGAGAGGGGUGAUUACGUAAAGGCCCCCUUUUUCAGACGAGAAGGCGCGUUACUAUUUUGUAUAGUGCUAACAUGUCAGAAAACCAAGAGUCUGAGGCUCAGCUGGAGUCUGGCGAGGAAAAACAGGACUCUCAGGAGAAGGACUCCAGCCCCCUCCAGACGGAGGAGGCCAAGCUCAAAGCCAAGUACCCCAACCUGGGACAGAAACCCGGGGGCACAGACUUCCUGAUGAAGAGGCUACAGAAAGGGCAAAAGUACUUUGACUCUGGGGACUACAACAUGGCGAAGGCGAAGAUGAAGAAGCAGGUGCCGACGGGGGAUAAGAACCUGGUGACGGGAGACCACAUCCCCACGCCCCAGGACCUGCCCCAGCGGAAGUCCUCACUCGUCACCAGCAAGCUGGCGGGAUAGGGGCAGCCCCCGCCCCUCCGCCCCUCUCGCCCUGCCCUCACCCUGCCCUCACCCCCCCCCUCCUCCCACCAGGCUGCACUAGACCUCCCGCUCCGGUUAGGGUUAGGGUUAGGGUUAGGGUUCUUUGUACAUUUUAACGGGGGAAGAAUUUGGGGUGCAGGGGCUCUUUUCUCUGUGCACGUCUGCUCCUAGCAGGGGCUGCUCUGCUGCCCCCCUGCUCCCCCCCCACACACACACACACACACACACACACACUCACACACACCCCACACACACCCCACACAUCACACACAUACACACACACACACACUCACACACACCCCACACAUCACACACAUACACACACACACACCCCACACACACACA